Messenger RNA from Dictyostelium discoideum AX4, 3249 nucleotides. RefSeq lists its product as hypothetical. The record is from RefSeq and is a predicted model, not a curated record. NCBI's taxonomy places the organism in Eukaryota, Evosea, Eumycetozoa, Dictyosteliales, Dictyosteliaceae. The transcript has 2 exons. The coding region runs from base 1 to 3249 and encodes 1082 amino acids.
AUGAUCUGUAACAGGUUACAAAAUUUUUUUAAAAUAAAAAAUCAAUUAAAUAAAUCAAUAUAUUUUAGAUCAUAUACAAGAAGCUCAGAUGAAGUAGUUUUAAGAGAUAUUAAUUAUAUUAAUGAAUUAGGAAUCAAAAAAAAUAAUGAUAAUAAUGAUAAUAAUAAUAAUAAUAAUAAUAAUCAAACAUUAACAGAAAAUAAUAGUAAUAAUAAUAAUAAUGAUAUUAAUAAUAAUCAAACAUUAACAAAAGAAGAAAAUAAUAAUAAUAAUAAUAAUAAUAAUAAUAAUAAUCAAACAUUUACAAAAGAAGAAAUUAAAAAUAAUUAUAAAAAUAAUUAUAAAUAUAAUUAUAAAUAUAAUUAUCAAGUAAUUGAAAAUGGUUAUAAAAUUCUUGAUAUUUAUGAAGGUAAUAAUAAAAUAUCAAUGCAAGAUAAAUAUUAUGAAUUAGCACAAAAGGCAAAAAAAAAUACUUUAGUAUAUUAUUUUAAUAGUAUUAUGAGAGAGAGAAAAAGGUUUUUAUUUGAAUUGACAUGUUAUUUACAAAAUUGUAGAAAUCCUCUUUUAAUUAAACAUUUAUGGAAUGGAUUAAAUGGUAUAUUAAAGAGGGAUCCAUCAAUUGCUAAUAGUUUUUUAAAAUAUUUUGGUGAUAAUGGAAAUCCAACACAUUUUAGAUUUGUAGUAAAUUCAUUAGAUUUAGAUCAAUGGGAUUCAGAUACAUGGGAUUGUAUAUUAUAUUUUGAGAUUAAAAGAUAUAUUUUAAAUGAACCUGGUAGUGAUAAAAAUUUAAUUGAUAAGUUUAUCAAAGAAAUAAGAAUUAGAAAGGUGGAAUUUAAUAAUCAAAUGUUGAGUUCAUUAUUAAACUAUUAUAUGUUUGUAGGGGAUUUAAAUUCUGUGAAAUUCCAUCUUAGACAAUUAAAAGUUGAUACAGUAACCUCAAUAACAAAGGGUCAAAAUGAGGGAAUGGCAUUUCCAUUUAUAAUUCUCUCAAGUAUUACAAAGUAUUUCCUUGAUAUUAAUCCAUUGGAAAUUAUUAAUAUAAUUAAAUCAUUAAUUCAAAAACAUGGUACACCAAUGUUGGAAGAUAUUAAUUUCACUCAACUCGUUCAUACACUAGUGAAAUCCAAUAGAUCAGAUGAGUUCUUAGAUAUUUGGCAAUCGAUUCCAGAGAAGUCAAAAACAUUAUUAGUAUACAAUAGAGUGAUUGCUUACUUUGCCUUGGUUGAUGGUAAUAUUGAUUUUGCAAAUAUCUUUUUAGAGAAAUUAAUGCAACAUCAUAAACCAAACUUUCAAUCCUUAGAACCAAUACUUGUUGCAUCAAUUAAAAGAGAUGAACCAAUCAUCAAGUUGUCUGCAAUCUUAAAGACAAUGAAUUUACUUGAUUUGAAAUAUUCAGCAGCUAUUAUUUAUUGGUACUUAAGAAAAUUCCCAAAACAAUUCCAUAGAGAGAAGAUGGCAGUUAGGCUACUUCAUAAUCCAGAUCAUUUCGCUAGAGUUUUUGUAGUUUGUGAUAGAAUUAAUGAUGAAGAACAUAUUGAAAUUAAAAACUUUCUUUUAGAUUCAAUGGCAAAAUCACCAAAUCCAAAUAGUUUCUUAGAUGCUAUCAUCUAUGAAUACCUUUAUAUAGAUGAUUUCCAAAGUGCAUUAUCAUAUUAUACCAUAAAAGUUAAAUCAUUUGAAUCGUUCAAAACCAGUGAAAUGCUUAUGGCUUUUGCUGAAUACCAUAAAAAAAAAGGUGAGACUGAAUUGGUUCAACAUUUCACAUCACAAAUAAGUCAAACAACACCAUCCACUGGUAGUUUACAGAAAGUUCUUUAUUUUCUAGAGAAAAGGGUUGAAGAGAAUUUUAAAAAUAAUUUCUUAAAAAAGGAUAGACUAGAUUCAAUUACUCAAUGGUUAUCUCAAGUAACUCCAAUAGAGAAUUCAAUCAAUGAAAUUGGUAGUUAUAAUAGUUUUAUUAUGAAAAAUGGUGAAAUCGAUAGUUCAAUAGUUUCUCAUAAAAAUUUAAUUUAUAAUUCAAUCAAUUCUAAAAAUAAUUUAUUGGAAAAAAUAUUACAACCAAAGAAUAACUCUACUGAAAUUAAAUUUGAAUUAGAGAAAUCCUUAGAGAAUCAAAGAUUACCUCCAUUGGAAACAUUAUUCAAAAUGUUGGAUACAAUUUAUUUAAGUGAUCCUCCUGGUUUCCUUUCUUAUAUUUUAUCAUUGAAUACUCAAUCUUCGGUAUUACUACUCACCUAUUGCUAUUCAACCAUCAUUAAAUUCGAUAUCGAAUACGGUUUAGUUCAAAUGGAACCUGCAUUCAAAGCAACAUCUUUAACAAUGUCACUUUGGAGUGCCCUUUUAAUAAAUUCAAUUCGUCAAGGUUAUUAUAAUAUCACCUCUAAAAUCCUUUACUUUUUAAAAAACUCUAGAAAAUUAAUAUCCAAUCAAGCCCUAUUCAUAUUUGGUCAAGAAAUUCAAAAUAUCAGAUUCAAAAAAAAUAAUAUCAAUUUUAAUUAUAAUGAAAAUGUUAAAUUGGAUUAUCAUGAAAUUAGUAAUACUGAUGCUUCAAAUCUAUUCAACUCUAAUCAAGAUGGAAAAUUCAAAAAUUAUUAUUUAAAUAAUUUUACAGAGUCUCAAGUUAAUGAUUUAUAUAAAUCUAUUUUAAAUACAAAAGUUUCAAUUUUCUCAUUAUAUCAAAAAAUUGUUACGAUUCAAACAAGUGAUAAUAAUAAUAAUAAUAAUAAUAAUAAUAAUAAUAAUAAUAAUAAUAAUAAUAAUAAUAAUAAUAAUAAUACUACUACUACUACUACUACUACCGAUCUUACAUUUAAUCAUUAUUUUACACCUUUUAAAAAUUCAUGUAUUAGUAUUUUAAUUGAUACUGAUGAUUUAGAAAAUGCAAAUUUACUCUUAUCAAGAUUAAUUGAAUCUGGUUAUUAUAAUCGUGAAACUUUAUUAUUGGCAGUUGAAAUCCUUAGAAAAUCAAAAAAAUUCACAAAUGAACCUGAAAUCAUUCAUACAUUAAAAUCAACUUUAACACCACUAUUAAAAUCUUUAAAUAUUACAAAUGAAGAACUUUAUCAUUUAACUGAAGAUCCAAAUGUUUUUGAAAAUUCAAAAUUCAUUAGAUCUUAUUUAUCAAUUCCACAAAUUAAUCAAAUUUGUGAAUUAAGAAAUCAAACAAAUUCAUAUUCAGUUUUAGUUAAUAUGAAUAAAGCUUGUGAAGAGAAAAUUUUUAAUUUAAUUGAAACUUGUAAAGCCAUUUAA